Eurypyga helias (sunbittern) is the source of this 5100-nucleotide messenger RNA. RefSeq names its product myosin VA (heavy chain 12, myoxin) (gene MYO5A). Lineage: Eukaryota; Metazoa; Chordata; Aves; Eurypygiformes; Eurypygidae. Gene Ontology annotation, cellular component: actin cytoskeleton; cytoplasm; myosin complex. Gene Ontology annotation, molecular function: ATP binding; actin filament binding; microfilament motor activity. The record is from RefSeq and is a predicted model, not a curated record. The annotation marks the transcript as partial. Gene Ontology annotation, biological process: actin filament organization; vesicle transport along actin filament. The transcript has 30 exons.
CACGUCUUUAAGCUGGAACAAGAAGAAUAUAUGAAGGAACAAAUACCAUGGACCUUGAUUGAUUUCUACGACAAUCAGCCUUGCAUCAACCUUAUAGAGGCCAAAAUGGGAAUUUUGGAUCUGCUGGAUGAGGAGUGCAAGAUGCCAAAAGGCUCAGAUGAUACUUGGGCCCAAAAGCUCUACAAUACUCAUUUGAAUAAAUGUGCCCUCUUUGAAAAGCCACGUUUGUCAAAUAAGGCUUUUAUCAUCAAGCACUUUGCUGACAAGGUGGAAUAUCAGUGUGAAGGCUUUUUGGAAAAGAAUAAAGACACAGUUUAUGAAGAACAAAUUAAGGUCCUAAAAUCAAGUAAGAAGUUUAAGCUGCUACCGGAGUUAUUCCAGGAUGAGGAGAAGGUCCUCAGUCCCACGUCAGUGACCCCUUCAGGGCGCGUGCCUUUGUCUCGAACGGCUGUAAAGCCGGCCAAGGCCAGGCCCGGCCAGGCCAGCAAGGAGCAUAAGAAGACCGUGGGGCAUCAGUUUCGAAACUCCCUCCACCUGCUGAUGGAGACCCUGAACGCUACAACGCCACACUACGUGCGCUGCAUUAAGCCUAACGACUUCAAGUUUCCGUUCACGUUCGAUGAAAAGCGGGCCGUGCAGCAGCUGAGAGCUUGCGGUGUGCUGGAGACCAUCCGAAUCAGUGCAGCUGGCUUCCCCUCCAGGUGGACGUACCAAGAGUUCUUCAGCCGUUACCGUGUUCUGAUGAAACAGAGGGAUGUCCUUAGUGACCGAAAGCAGACAUGUAAAAAUGUCCUGGAGAGGCUGAUUCUGGACAAGGAUAAGUACCAGUUUGGCAAGACAAAAAUAUUUUUCCGGGCUGGUCAAGUAGCCUAUCUGGAAAAAAUAAGGGCAGAUAAGUUGAGAGCCGCCUGUAUCCGCAUCCAAAAGACGAUCCGAGGCUGGCUGAUGCGCAAGAAGUACGUGCGUAUGAGGAAGGCUGCCAUCACCAUUCAGAGAUAUGUCAGAGGGUACCAAGCACGAUGCUAUGCCAAGUUCCUGCGGAGAACACGGGCUGCCGUCACUAUUCAGAAGUUCCAGCGCAUGUACGUGGUCCGCAAAAGAUAUCAGAGCAUGCGAGCUGCUACUAUUGCUCUUCAGGCUCUCCUAAGGGGUUACGUGGCCAGGAACAAGUUCCAAAUGAUGCUUCGGGAGCACAAGUCUGUUAUUAUUCAAAAACAUGUAAGAGGCUGGCUGGCUCGAAGGCGCUACCGUCGGACCCUGAAGGCAAUUGUUUACUUGCAAUGCUGUUACCGGCGCAUGAUGGCCAAGAGGGAGCUGAAGAAGCUGAAGAUAGAGGCCCGAUCUGUGGAACGCUACAAGAAGCUUCACAUUGGCUUGGAGAACAAGAUCAUGCAGCUGCAGCGGAAGAUUGAUGAGCAGAACAAAGAGUACAAAUCCCUGCUGGAGAAGCUGAGCAACCUGGAGAUCACGUACAGCACGGAGACGGAGAAGCUGCGGAGCGAUGUGGAAAGGCUUCGGAUGAGCGAGGAGGAGGCGAAGAACGCAACCAACCGUGUCCUCAGCCUCCAGGAGGAGAUUGCCAAGCUGCGGAAGGAGCUGCACCAGACUCAGUCUGAGAAGAAGACCAUUGAGGAACGGGCAGACAAAUACAAACACGAAACCGAGCAGCUGGUGUCAGAGCUGAAAGAGCAGAACACAUCACUGAAAACAGAAAAGGAGGAGCUAAACCGCCGCAUCCAUGACCAGGCGAGGGAAAUCACAGAGACGAUGGAAAAGAAGUUGGUAGAGGAAACGAAACAGCUAGAGCUCGAUCUGAAUGAUGAACGGUUACGGUACCAGAACCUGCUGAAUGAGUUCAGCCGUUUAGAGGAGCGGUAUGACGAUCUCAAGGAUGAAAUGAACUUAAUGGUGAACAUCCCUAAGCCUGGGCACAAAAGGACGGAUUCAACUCACAGUAGCAAUGAAUCUGAAUAUACCUUCAGCUCUGAGAUCACAGAAGCAGAAGACUUACCGGUGAGGAUGGAGGAACCGAGUGAGAAAAAGGCACCGCUGGAUAUGUCUCUUUUCCUCAAGCUGCAGAAACGGGUUACAGAGCUGGAGCAAGAAAAGCAAUCCCUGCAGGAUGAGCUGGACAGGAAGGAAGAACAGGCUCUCCGUGCUAAAGCUAAGGAGGAUGAAAGGCCUCCAAUAAGAGGUGCAGAGUUGGAGUAUGAGUCGCUCAAGCGUCAAGAACUUGAAUCGGAGAAUAAAAAACUGAAGAACGAGCUGAAUGAGCUGCAGAAGGCGCUCACAGAAACACGAUCUCCAGAGGUAACAGCUCCUGGUGCCCCUGCGUAUAGAGUCCUGCUGGAUCAGCUGACUUCGGUAAGCGAAGAGCUUGAAGUCCGCAAGGAAGAAGUCCUCAUCCUGAGGUCCCAGCUCGUUAGCCAGAAAGAGGCUAUUCAGCCCAAGGAGGAUAAGAAUACCAUGACAGAUUCCACAAUCCUCUUGGAAGAUGUACAAAAGAUGAAGGACAAAGGAGAAAUAGCCCAGGCAUAUAUUGGACUGAAGGAAACAAACAGGCUGCUGGAGUCUCAGCUUCAGUCGCAGAAGAAGAGCCACGAGAAUGAACUGGAAUCGCUGCGAGGUGAGAUCCAAGGUCUGAAGGAAGAAAACAACCGCCAGCAGCAGCUCCUAGCCCAGAACCUGCAGCUGCCUCCAGAGGCCCGCAUCGAAGCCAGUCUGCAGCACGAGAUCACCCGGCUGACUAAUGAGAACUUGGAUUUAAUGGAGCAGCUCGAAAAGCAAGACAAAACUGUUCGCAAGUUAAAGAAACAGUUGAAAGUAUUUGCUAAGAAGAUCGGUGAACUUGAAGUGGGCCAGAUGGAGAACAUAUCACCUGGACAAAUCAUUGACGAACCUAUUCGUCCGGUUAACAUUCCAAGGAAAGAAAAGGACUUCCAAGGAAUGUUAGAAUAUAAGAAGGAGGAUGAACAAAAACUUGUGAAGAAUCUUAUUUUGGAGCUGAAACCACGCGGGGUAGCCGUCAACCUGAUCCCGGGCCUACCAGCGUAUAUUUUGUUCAUGUGCGUACGCCACGCGGAUUACCUUAAUGACGACCAAAAAGUGCGGUCGCUGUUGACUUCCACUAUCAACGGCAUCAAAAAAGUGCUGAAGAAAAGAGGUGAUGACUUCGAAACAGUGUCCUUCUGGCUAUCAAACACCUGCCGAUUUUUGCACUGCCUGAAGCAGUAUAGCGGAGAAGAGGGGUUUAUGAAGCAUAAUACGCCUCGUCAAAAUGAACACUGCCUCACUAAUUUUGAUUUAGCUGAAUACAGACAAGUACUGAGUGACUUGGCUAUUCAGAUCUACCAACAACUUGUCCGAGUGUUGGAGAACAUUCUGCAGCCGAUGAUCGUUUCAGGAAUGCUGGAGCACGAGACUAUCCAAGGUGUCUCAGGGGUGAAGCCAACAGGCCUGCGGAAGAGAACAUCCAGCAUUGCUGAUGAAGGGACCUACACCUUGGACUCCAUCAUUCGGCAGCUGAACUCUUUCCAUUCCGUGAUGUGUCAGCACGGAAUGGACCCAGAGCUGAUCAAACAGGUUGUCAAGCAGAUGUUCUACAUCGUUGGGGCCGUGACGCUCAAUAACCUUCUCCUGCGCAAGGACAUGUGCUCGUGGAGCAAAGGAAUGCAGAUAAGGUACAAUGUGAGUCAACUGGAAGAAUGGCUACGUGAUAAAAAUCUGAUGAAUAGCGGAGCUAAAGAAACGCUGGAACCCCUCAUCCAGGCUGCACAGCUGUUGCAAGUAAAAAAGAAAACGGAUGAAGAUGCAGAAGCCAUUUGUUCAAUGUGCAAUGCACUGACCACUGCCCAGAUUGUAAAAGUUCUGAAUUUGUAUACGCCAGUUAAUGAGUUUGAAGAAAGAGUCUUGGUGUCAUUUAUACGUACGAUACAGAUGCGCCUGCGAGACAGGAAGGACUCUCCCCAGUUGCUCAUGGAUGCUAAGCACAUCUUUCCUGUUACAUUUCCAUUUAAUCCAUCUUCUCUGGCAUUAGAAACCAUUCAGAUCCCAGCCAGCUUGGGCCUGGGCUUCAUAUCACGUGUCUGAUCCCAAGGAUGUACCCGUCAGUGUUAGAUGGAGUCAGUUCCCUGGUAUCCUUACCCGUUCAAACAUAGUGAGCCACUGAAAACACAUUUUCUGUACAAACAGUCUCUAUGUGCCCAGAUCUGUAGUAAAAGUAGCUGGGAAACUACGUAACAGCACGACAGAUUGAAGGCUAAUGGAAAGAUGUGCGUUUGGGUUCAGUCAUUGCGUUUACGAGGACAUCACCAAUUCGUACGUUUCCAGAGUGUGGAAAUUGGGCUUGGACAAAAACUGUGUCUUCAGCUGUCUAGAGACAUUUUUAGAUCUUUAGUAACCUAUUUAAAUAGUGUAAAUUAAACUCGUAUGUAAUCUUCUCGUAGGCAGGGACCGAGAGGGACAGUCCCAGUCCUGAACGUGGAAGACUUGAAAGUAAGGCAUUUUGUAGUAGAAUACACGGUCACCUGGGAGCCUGUUACAUUUAGUUUGUAAAAACUGGAAUGGGGAAACACAAACUGGCAAUAUGUAAAAUGAUUUCUUAAACCACUUCCUUAUUUAUGUCAGUUUGACAUAAACUCUAGUGAUAAGUCUUGUAUCUCACGAUAUGCUAUAACUUAGGUGUUCAUUUGUUAGUACUGUGGUUUACCAAGCAUACUAAAUUGCUGCUGCAUAUUGUGUUCUUUUCAAUGUAUAACAGUAUCAUCCUAGGCACUAAAAAUAAGGUAUUUCUGGUUUUUUUUUGUUGUCAACCUCAUUUACAGUCUGAUGCAGUCUGUUAUUUUAACUCUACUUUUGCAAAUGAUAUCAGCACCUGUAGAGGAAAAUGGUAACUAAGCACAAGUAGCACCCUGGAAAUGACCUGUUUAGUUAUUUUUAAAAGUAGGUAGCUAAAAAUACAGAAUCUUGAAGCAAAUGAUCGGAAGUCAAUAAAUAUUUUAGUAUUUAUUUAGAUUUUGUAGUCUGUCUAAUGCUGUUCUUCGUUUCUAGACCCCAGAGAUGACUGUGUAUUUUGAGUAUAAUCUCUUGUUUUGUUGCCAC